Molecule: messenger RNA, 1626 nt
Organism: Eupeodes corollae
Lineage: Eukaryota; Metazoa; Arthropoda; Insecta; Diptera; Syrphidae
Gene: Dsor1
Product: dual specificity mitogen-activated protein kinase kinase dSOR1
Exons: 5
Coding region: 288-1472 (394 amino acids)
Biological process (GO): protein phosphorylation
Molecular function (GO): protein kinase activity; ATP binding
Source: RefSeq, a predicted model, not a curated record
AAACAAAGCUAUUAAUUGACAGCUACAAAAUUAUAUUUUUGACAAGUAUCCCAGUCUAGCCGAAAAAAGAAAAAUUGAAGACAAGAGAAUCGACUAAUCGAGUCACUCAAAAAACUUUUACGGGCCAUACAACAAGAUUGAAAUUCUUCAAUUGAAAUAAAUGCAACAAAUAAUUUACCUCGAUUGACUUGAAUUUUCUGUGAUUCCUCCACAAAUUAGUGCCCGUUUUAUACUCAUUGUCGUCGCAAUCUAGGAUAUAUACCUACCUAUCCUACCCAGACAGAAGGAUGUCGAAAAACAAGUUAAACCUUACUUUGCCACCAGGAUCUGUGGACUCGACAGCCCAGCAGGUGGUACCAACACCUCCUUUUAAGACUCCAUCCGGCACCGAAAAACAUAGUUUGCUGGGGAAACCAAAGACUAGCAUUGAAGCUCUUACCGAGACUCUUGAGGAACUGGAAAUGGACGAUACCGCACGGAAGCGCAUCAAAGUAUUCCUAAGCCAAAAGGAAAAAAUCGGUGAACUGAGUGACGAAGACUUGGAGAAGCUGGGUGAACUAGGAUCCGGCAACGGUGGUGUUGUAAUGAAAGUCCGACACAUUCCAACUCAACUAAUAAUGGCCCGCAAAUUGAUACACCUCGAAGUGAAACCGGCUAUUAAAAAACAAAUCAUCAGAGAGUUAAAAGUUCUGCACGAAUGCAACUUCCCGCACAUUGUUGGUUUUUACGGUGCUUUCUACAGUGAUGGUGAAAUAAGUAUUUGUAUGGAGUACAUGGAUGGUGGGUCUCUUGAUCUCAUAUUAAAACGAGCGGGUCGAAUACCAGAGUCAAUUUUGGGCAAGAUUACUUUAGCUGUGCUAAAGGGAUUAAGCUACUUGCGUGAUAAGCACGCUAUUAUGCACAGAGACGUUAAACCCAGUAAUAUAUUGGUUAAUAGCAGUGGCGAAAUAAAGAUCUGUGAUUUUGGAGUUUCUGGUCAAUUGAUUGAUUCAAUGGCGAACUCUUUUGUGGGAACGCGUAGUUACAUGUCGCCGGAACGACUGCAAGGUACGCAUUAUUCCGUACAGUCAGACAUCUGGUCACUGGGAUUGUCGUUAGUUGAAAUGGCCAUUGGUAUGUAUCCCAUUCCCCCGCCAGAUGCGAAUACUCUCAAAGCAAUAUUUGAUGAAAACACGGACGAAGGUAGCCAGGCAACAGUUGAACCAAAAAAUAUGGCAAUUUUCGAACUAUUAGAUUACAUAGUUAAUGAACCUCCUCCCAAAUUAGAGCAUAACAUCUUCACCGAGGAUUUCAAAAACUUUGUGGACAUAUGCCUUAAGAAAAAUCCAGAUGAGAGAGCUGAUCUUAAAACACUUUUGAAUCAUGCAUGGAUUCGAAAAGCUGAAGUAGAAGAGGUCGAUAUUGCUGGUUGGGUUUGCAAGACCAUGGAUUUACCGCCAUCAACACCAAAGAGAAACACAUCACCCAAUUGAUUCUCUUUCCAUCAUGUAGCUUUAAACUAGAAACUAUCUUUCAUUCUUCUUUGUUGUAAAUCUAAUUUGCUCUUUUGAUUAAUUAAUUCAGUCAGCGUAUUAUGUUAUUUUUAUAGAUAUUCAGCAAAAAACACUCAUUAAAUAAAUUAAGAGA